AUGAAAAGAUAUGAGCUUGAGAAGGAUAAUGUUGCAACCUUGUUGAGGAAAGCAAAGGGUAAGAUUGCCUUAACUACUGACAUGUGGACAGCUGACAACCAGAGAAAAGGUUAUAUGGCGGUCACCUCACAUUUUAUUGAUAAUACAUGGAAGUUGCAAAGUCGGAUCAUAAGGUUUUUAUAUGUCCCCGCCCCUCAUACUGCUGAGGUUCUUGCUGAUGCUUUGAAAGAAAGCAUUCAAUCAUGGAAUCUUGAUCUUAGGUUGUCUUCUAUAACCGUGGAUAAUUGUUCAACUAAUGAUGCAAUGAUGGAAAUUUGA
This is a messenger RNA of Chenopodium quinoa (quinoa), 318 nucleotides long. RefSeq names its product zinc finger BED domain-containing protein RICESLEEPER 2-like. The coding region runs from base 1 to 318 and encodes 105 amino acids. The transcript is spliced from 2 exons. NCBI's taxonomy places the organism in Eukaryota, Viridiplantae, Streptophyta, Magnoliopsida, Caryophyllales, Amaranthaceae. The record is from RefSeq and is a predicted model, not a curated record.